Messenger RNA from Solea solea (common sole), 1540 nucleotides. RefSeq names its product RCC1 domain-containing protein 1-like. The record is from RefSeq and is a predicted model, not a curated record. The coding region runs from base 250 to 1398 and encodes 382 amino acids. The transcript is spliced from 8 exons. Lineage: Eukaryota; Metazoa; Chordata; Actinopteri; Pleuronectiformes; Soleidae.
ACUGGAAAAGCCUUUGUAAGAAGGGCAUAACAAUUCAGUGUCAGUUUGUCUGUAGUAUCACUUCCAAAAAACAGAAUAAUUGCAUGCCGAGUGAAGUAUCUUCAAUUUUGUUUGCAGCGGCGCGUGCGCAGUAGACCCCGGCGCUUCAUUGCAUGUGUUAAGACCUUGCGGACAACUGCACUGCGCGGCUCAGCUGCAGGUCGUAUGAGGAAACCAGACUGUACAUGGAACAUACUCAGAUAGUUUCCAAUGCGGUGGUUCGGCUUCGGCUUCAACGCGUUUGAACAGAUACGUGUUCAUGGGGAAUUAGAGGAAGGAGCAGGGGGCGACGUUAAAGUGAGCAGUCCGACAGAGCUGAGGAGUCGUGUGGAAACAAGUGGCUGCUGUUUGAGGACCACUCACAUCAGAGCGAGCUGGAGCAGGAGAGCGUCUCUGCAUUUGGAUGGUGACGGCUUUGUGUGCCUCGCAGGGUUCGGGGCUCUCGCCUCUGCUGAGUCCUGUGGUGUUUCUCUGGCAGAGAGUCACAGCUGUAAAGAUGCCUUCAUCACUGAACACCACCUGACCCUAGUUUUCCCAGACAGGAUUGAGACCUGGGACCUCCAGAAGAGAGGGGCGGCUCCAAAAUGGACCAUGGAGAUAGAGGCCCAAUCCGAGAGCUCAGGAUCCCCUCAGAGUCUCCCAUUGGUCCCUGGGGGUUAUAUUGCCUCGAAACCACCACUUUACCGCUCCUUAUCGCCGCACCUGAAAGCCAAGAGUCUGGCUUUGGGAGCAGAGCAUGCCAUUCUUCUCUGUGCCACAGGAGCUGUGUACACAUGGGGACUGGGCAGUCAUGGGCAGUUGGGGCACGGAGGCCUCACGUCUGAGGAGGAUCCCAAGGCAGUGGAGGCUCUCUGGGGAAUGACUAUGAGCUGUGUUGCUACAGGAGGAUGGCACUCUGUCUGCAUUAGUGAUGGUGGUGAUCUUUAUGUGUGGGGCUGGAAUGAGAGCGGUCAGCUCGGACUCCCAUCACGAGGUCUGAGGAAAGCACUGCAGCAGCAAAGUAGCCAACAAACAGAUGUCCACAUAUCUCCUGGCAAAGAGCCACAAGAGGGAGAGAAGCAUGAAGAGGUAUUCAUAUCCAUCCAGUCAUUCCCGGCUCUGCUCGACGUCACUCCCUCGUGUGAAAUCAGGACAGCAAGCUGUGGCUCCCGCCACACAGCUGCUGUGACAACCACAGGUGACCUCUACACUUGGGGCUGGGGUGAAUAUGGCCAACUUGGACACCAAACUUUAAUCAGUUCAGAUGAGCCCCAGAGGGUUGAGUUCUUCAGAGGGCAGCAGAUGCGAGUUGUUGAUGUGGUGUGUGGGACAUGGAACACAUUUGCUGCUGCCAUCAAAGAGGAAGUAGCUAGCUUUUAAAAACAAAAUGGAAUCCCCCUGAUAAGCAUGACCAGUGGACUUUGGACUACAUAACUGGAGUUGUCAAACACGAAGACAGGAAUCAUAUAUGAUUUGUAAUACAUGCCAUGUCUUUGUCUGCAUUAAAACAAUUAGGAAUCCA